GUGGCCGUUGGGGAAAUUUAAAUCAUAUGCUUAGAGUUCGGACCUACUUUCAGAUUUGCAGCCAAAGAAAAAGAAGCUAACAAAGAUUUUUCAGUUUUCAGUUUCUCAGCGAAACCACCAGAUUUGGGGAUAAAAUUAGGGUUUUUCGAUCUCCAGAGAAAACAAAAAAAAUGGGAGAAUCAAUUUGUCUUGUGAGAUCUUUCUCGCAACCUUCAGAGUUUUCAUCGCGUGAAAUCAACGAGGUGGUACCGAAUCGAGUGCUUACGGAAUCAGUAUCGUUUGGUAGAUAUGCGAAUGAAACACUAGCGUGGGCGAGAUGGUCAGCUUUUACUCAGAAUCGUUACUUGGAAGAGGUUGAGAGGUUUACUAAACCUGGUUCUGUAGCAGAGAAGAAAGCUUUCUUUGAAGCUCAUUUCAAGAACCGAGCUUCAGGGAAAGCAGCAACACAGACGAAGAAGAUUGAACAAGUAAAGGUUAAAGAUAGUGUUGAGAUUGUUUGUGAUAUACCUAAGGAUAUUCUCGUUGAUUCAGAAGUACCACUAGCGGUGAAUAGAGAGGUGUCUAGUAAUGAGGUGGACUCUGUUGUUCCAUCAAUUUCUGUAAUAGAUGAAACUGGUAAAGUGGAGAACUUGAAGUCAGUGGUUGUUCCUGAUGAGGGCAAUUCUACUUCUUUGAGCAAAGAAAGACCUCCUAGUUCUUCCGGAUCGAAGGUCUCAAGCUCAAAACUGGAAUCUUCCGUUGUUAUAGAACUGGAUCAUUCACUUAAGAACACUAAAAAAGAGUCAUCCUCGAGUAGUACAAGGUCACUUAGUGCAUCGAAGAACCGAAGUAGAUCACCUCCUGAGCCCAUUCACAUGUCAAUCAGCUGUGUUUCUUCUAGUAAUACCGAGAAAACUAUUGUGGGGAGGCCCCAGAACGGUUCUAGGAGUGCAGUGAAAGCAGACAAGAAGAAGAGAUCAGGUCCAAGUUCAGUUCACAUGUCACUCAAUUUUGCUUCUUCUACUCUUCGUACGACCAAAGAAGCCCCAAAAACACUGGCAAGAAACUCCACUACACAGGGAACAACUUCAACAAAUGCUAGAAACAAACUUUUCCCAAAGAUAAACGAACCAACGGGAGCUUUAAAAAGCUGCAAGAGACCAUUGUCUCAGACAUCCAAAGACGGUUCAACCAAUGCCUCUGCUGUCACGUUACCCAGACUUCCUCUUCUCAGUAAUCUGCUAUCAGAAAACAAAAGGAAAAACAUAUCUGUAAGGAGUUCAGUUUCAUGUAGAAUAUCCAACAAUGAGCAAAGAAAACCUUCUGUCGGCUGUGAAAAUCUGUCAACUCAUAGCAGAACCAAAGCAAAGUCUUUGACUGUAUCUUCUCCCUUCGUCUUCAGAAGUGAUGAAAGGGCAGAGAAGAGGAAAGAGUUCUUCAAGAAAGUAGAGGAAAAAAACAAGAAAGAGAAAGAGGAUAAAUUUUCUUGCGGCUUCAAGGCAAAUCAAAACACUAACUUAGCAUCUGAAGAACACAAGAACCCACAAGUUGGUGGUUUUCAGGUAACACCGAUGACCCUGACUUCACCAAGAUUCCGCAGGAACCAAACUCCAGGAAAAGAGAACAUAAAAAAACCUCAUCAAACUCCUCAUAAAGCUUCCUCAAUGAAGAUCAUCAACACCAAAAAAGUAGUCAUGGAGAAGCACAAAAGCAGCAAGAUCCAUCCCUCCUCCAAACAGCAGACAACAAAAAGAACUCAAGAAAAUAUGUCUCCUAAUAUUCUUCAGAACUAACCAGAGACAAACCAGAUCAAUCGAUUCCUCUUCUUCAAGUCUCUAGAUCAUCGUAAAGAUUCGACUUUUCACUUUGAAGAUUCCGAAAGUUUUGUCCCUUCAGCUAGUAAUCUCAUCUCAAGCUUAUGGUUUAGGUGACUAGCCCUUGAUUCAGAUUGUGUAACCACAAGCUUUUAAGGAGCUGUGUAGAAUAGAUAGAACUCAAGUCUACUUACUCUUCAAAGUAACUAUGUACUCAAUAGUUCUGUAGUAUCAAUCUUGUAUCAUUUGUAUACAUAGAGAUUUGAAAUAAAGAAUUAUGUCUACUUUUCAAUUUCUCAUUGUGUUUCUUUCUUGAAUUAG
Molecule: messenger RNA, 2114 nt
Organism: Arabidopsis thaliana (thale cress)
Lineage: Eukaryota; Viridiplantae; Streptophyta; Magnoliopsida; Brassicales; Brassicaceae
Product: TPX2 (targeting protein for Xklp2) protein family
Exons: 8
Coding region: 171-1772 (533 amino acids)
Cellular component (GO): cytoskeleton
Source: RefSeq, marked reviewed